Cavia porcellus (domestic guinea pig) is the source of this 1471-nucleotide messenger RNA. RefSeq names its product N-acetylneuraminic acid phosphatase (gene Nanp). The record is from RefSeq and is a predicted model, not a curated record. Gene Ontology annotation, molecular function: N-acylneuraminate-9-phosphatase activity. Gene Ontology annotation, biological process: N-acetylneuraminate biosynthetic process; dephosphorylation. The transcript is spliced from 2 exons. Bases 174 to 917 code for a protein of 247 amino acids. NCBI's taxonomy places the organism in Eukaryota, Metazoa, Chordata, Mammalia, Rodentia, Caviidae.
AGGCGCGCAAGUACGCGAUACCCAGCGGGAGUUCCGGAGCGGCCAUGGCUGGUGGUUGCUGAUGCUCUGGGCCACGCGAAGCCAGAUGACCUCGCGGUCCGACCACAUCCUCCGCCCGCGGACUCUUGGUGCUUGGCAAACGGCGCGGCGGGUCGUGCCCGGGCGUCCGGGCCAUGGGGUUGACCCGCGUGAGAGCCGUGUUCUUCGAUUUGGACAACACACUCAUCGACACGGCUGGGGCGAGCCGCAGGGGCAUGACAGAGGUAAUAAAGCUGUUGCAAUCAAAAUACCAUUAUAAAGAAGAAGCUGAAAUCAUCUGUGAUAAAGUUCAAGUUAAACUCAGCAAAGAAAGCUUUCAUCCUUACAAUAUGUGCAUUACAGACCUAAGGACUUCCCACUGGGAAGAAGCAAUCCAGGAAACAAAAGGUGGCAAGGACAACAGGAGAUUGGCUGAGGAAUGUUAUUUCUUGUGGAAAUCUACACGUCUACAGCACAUGACCCUAGCAGAAGAUGUUAAAGCCAUGCUCACAGAACUUCGCAAGGAGGUCCGCCUACUUUUGUUAACAAAUGGUGACAGACAGACACAGCGCGAAAAGAUUGAGGCUUGCGCCUGUCAGUCCUACUUUGACGCUAUUGUUGUGGGUGGAGAGCAGAAAGAGGAGAAACCAGCACCUUCCAUAUUUUAUCAUUGUUGUGAUCUUCUUGGAGUACAGCCUGGGGACUGCGUGAUGGUUGGUGACACAUUAGAAACUGAUAUACAAGGAGGUCUCAAUGCGGGGCUCAAAGCUACUGUCUGGAUAAACAAGAGUGGAAUCAUGCCACUAACAUCUCCCAUUCCACAUUAUAUAGUUUCUUCCGUGCUAGAGAUACCUGCUCUCUUACAGAGUAUCGAUUGUAAAGUCAGUUUGUCUGUUUAAAACACAUCAAAAAGCACAAUUUCAAAUUUACUCAAAUUAGAGUAUUUCCAGGGUUGAAACUAAGAAGACUUAAGCCAUUUCAUCUAUUUUGGUCCAGGUUCUAGAAAUAACUUGAUUUAGGAUUUAAUAGCCAGUUUGUGAGGGUCUUUGCAAUCCAAUUGCUCUUUACAAGGGACCAUUGACUUAUAUUUAUAUCUGAAAAUCCAGAUUAUGUUAACACAGAUUAUUUCUAGUGCCAUAGUUCAAAAAUUUGAGGAAAUACAUCUUUUUUUUUUUUGUCUGUAACAAGAUUUUUAAAAAUUGUAUUUUUAAUCUUUCAGUAUUUUAGCUUCAUGGUACAGAGCAGAAUAGCUUACACCUGGAUAUGCAAGUACAGGUUGUAUGGCUUAAAAACAUAUUUUUAAAAAAUAGAUAUUCUAAAACAUUUAUAGUAGAGAUUUAUCAGAGCAGUUGGAUCUGGUUAAUAUGAAAUAAAUAUUAAGUGAUGGCAAAUCCAUGCAUUUCAUAGUAAAAUUAUUUGGCAUUUUUUAAACAUAAACCAUAUUUUUGCCUGC